UGGGACGCCGGCGCCUCGAGUUGUGUCUCUGCUUGCCUUCUGGCACAUGAGCCGCGUCAGCUUCGCCUCGGCUCAGCGCCUCACAGCCAAGAAGGAGGACACCCACUCCUGCCGCAUCGGCUGCGAGUCCUUAUGCUGCGGCGUCUUUGACGGCCACGGUGGGCGGAAAGCCGCCGAGGCUGCGGCCGAGCAGCUGGUGCCGGCGCUGCUCGAGGUCAGGGCGCCGUUUUCAGCGCGCGAGAUCGAGGACCGCUUCUGGCUGCUCGACAACAUGCUCGGAGAGACGGGCGUGCCAGACGGCACGACGGCGACAGUGCUGCUGUGCACUGCGGGCGGCAAGAUGGAUGAGUGCACGCACAGCACCGCGGACGGCGAGUCUUCAUGUGGCUCCGGCACCGGCGUCGCCCGCACCGUGUCCUACCACGGCGCUAUCGUCUGCGCCCUCGCGCAUGUGGGGGACAGCACCGCCAUCCGGGUGGAUAUGCGCAAGGGGGGUCGCCGUUCCAGGGGCGGGGCGCUGAUCGCUGCGACGGCGGACCACGCGCCGUCCAACCCCGACGAGGAGGCGCGGCUGAGGCGGCUGUGGGGCGUGCGCCGCGCCCUCUCCUGCCUCAGCGACGGCACGCUCUGGCGGCGGACGAGCGUGUCUGCGCCGUCGUCGACGCGCCUCUCUCGCUCCAGCCA
Molecule: messenger RNA, 684 nt
Organism: Emiliania huxleyi CCMP1516
Lineage: Eukaryota; Haptophyta; Isochrysidales; Noelaerhabdaceae
Exons: 2
Biological process (GO): protein dephosphorylation
Molecular function (GO): protein serine/threonine phosphatase activity
Source: RefSeq, a predicted model, not a curated record